AUGAAGACUCACCAGCAGUCACUACUCACCAGCAAUACAUCCCUCCACUGGAUACAUCACAUUGCUGUUGAAGAUCGAAUUCAAACAAGCCACCUAAGUGAUUACCCCCUUGGACUGAUCUUCAAAAAUGAAAACAUAACUGGGGAUUUGUCCGAUGUACUGUUGUAUCUUCAAAAAGAGUAUGUACCAAAGGGACCAAGUGGCUUGGAAAAGGUGUUUGUAGGUGGUGACCGCCUAACUGAGGGUAACUGUCGUAAUCUUCAGUGGGGUUUUGCGGACGGAGCUACAGAAGAAGAACGACUCGAAGGAUUGGCAUUUAAGUUUGAAGAUUGGCAUGCCAUCAGAAAUCUUUUUCAGUGCUUCCAAGACAACAUGAAUUGUCUGGAUGCCCCAUGA
Molecule: messenger RNA, 396 nt
Organism: Knipowitschia caucasica
Lineage: Eukaryota; Metazoa; Chordata; Actinopteri; Gobiiformes; Gobiidae
Source: the annotation of a GenBank genome assembly